GAGAGCAAUAAGGCAUCUUUUAUUUUGUAUAGUUCUUUCAAUUUUGUGAUUUUACCACCGAACUCUUCAAUAUUUUUGCCGUUUUUAAAUUUUUUAUAUAAAUAUACCCUACGUACAUAUUACACUAAAACUUGAGUUAAUUUAAAAAUCAAAAUGUCUGAAAAUAGUACAAAUUCAAGAAUUCAAUUAUAUAAAAAUUCAUCUAAAGGAAGGGAGGAAUUGAGAAAUCGCCGCCAUGAAUUUACAGUUGAGCUUCGUAAAAACAAAAAAGAUGAUCAAUUAUUCAAAAGAAGGAAUAUAAAUGAGGAGGAAGUUACUUCUCCCCUUAAAGAUCAUAAUGGACAAUCUCCUGUUCAAAUGAGCAUUGAGGAAAUUGUAUCGGCUAUGAAUAGCAAUGAAACAGAACGUCAAUAUAAUGGAACACAAGCUGCAAGGAAAAUGUUAAGUAGGGAGAGAAAUCCGCCUAUUGAUUUACUCAUUGGGCAUGGAAUAGUUCCCAUAUGUGUUAAAUUCUUGAAAUGUUUUGACAACCCGCUUUUGCAAUUUGAAGCAGCAUGGGCACUUACAAAUAUUGCGUCUGGAACUUCGGAACAAACACGUACUGUAAUUGAGGCUGACGCAGUCCCAAGGUUUAUUUCGCUACUUCAGUCUCCAGUACUGAAUGUUUCGGAACAAGCUGUAUGGGCUCUUGGGAAUAUAGCUGGUGACGGUGCUACAGCAAGAGAUAUUGUACUAAACCACAAUGCCGUAGAGGGCUUAUUAGCAUUAAUUAACACUGAAACUCCAUUAUCAUUUUUAAGAAAUAUAGUUUGGUUAAUGUCAAAUCUAUGCAGAAAUAAAAAUCCAUCUCCGCCAUUUGAUCAAAUUAAAUUAUUGUUACCAGUUUUAUCUCAUUUAUUGCAUAAUGGUGAUUUUCAAGUUUUAUCUGAUACCUGUUGGGCUAUAUCGUAUGUAACCGACGAUGAGAAUAACAAAAUACAAGCUGUUAUUGACACUAAUGCGGUACCAAAAUUGGUUGAGUUAUUGGAUAUAAAUGAACCGAACGUAAUAGUGCCUGCCUUAAGAAGUGUCGGCAAUAUUGUAACUGGUUCUGAUCAACAGACAGAUACUGUAAUUGCCGCUGGCGGCCUUGAAAAAUUGGGAAGACUCUUGCAAUCUAAUAAACAAAAUAUUGUCAAAGAAGCAGCAUGGACAAUAAGUAACAUAACAGCUGGGAAUCAGAAGCAAAUUCAAGCUGUAAUUGAUGCUGGUAUUUUCGUCCACAUUCGAAAUGUACUUGAAAAAGGUGACUUCAGGGCUCAAAAAGAAGCAGCUUGGGCAGUUACAAACACCACAACUUCUGGAACUGCUGAACAAAUAAUUGAUCUCAUUGAGAAAUAUAAUAUUUUGUUGCCAUUUUGUAAUUUAUUAGAGUCAAAAGAUCCUAAAACAAUAAAAGUAGUUUUGACAGGUUUAACAAACUUAUUUAUGUUAGCUGAAAAAUUAGGCGGAACCGAAAAUCUGUGCUUAUUAAUUGAAGAAAAUCAAGGUCUUGACAAAUUGGAAAAAUUACAAAAUCAUGAAAAUGAGGAAAUUUAUAAGAAAGCUUAUGCUCUAAUUGAUACAUACUUCGGGGAUGUAAGUGAUGAAGUAGAACAAGCAUUAAAACCCAAGGAAGCCGAAGGAAAUUUUGAAUUUUCCGCACAAACAGCAAAUAAUCCUAAAGGUGGCUUUUCAUUUUGAAUGAGACGUUCAAGUCUGAUUUAUUUAAAUAGAACAAAAUUUACAUAUUUUAUUAAAAUUUGAAAAUCAUUGCUUAUCAUUAUACAUAUUUAAAAGUUUCAUUUACUGUUUUCAUUUAUUACUUGAUCUAAUUAUUAAAUUAAAAAAGUUUUAUAAAAUUUAUGUAUAAUUAUAUAAUUUUUUUCAAUAAAUUGUUUUUAGAUU
This is a messenger RNA of Condylostylus longicornis, 1926 nucleotides long. RefSeq names its product importin subunit alpha (gene Pen). Lineage: Eukaryota; Metazoa; Arthropoda; Insecta; Diptera; Dolichopodidae. The transcript has 5 exons. Gene Ontology annotation, cellular component: cytoplasm; nucleus. The record is from RefSeq and is a predicted model, not a curated record. Gene Ontology annotation, biological process: NLS-bearing protein import into nucleus. Bases 154 to 1722 code for a protein of 522 amino acids. Gene Ontology annotation, molecular function: nuclear import signal receptor activity; protein binding.